Megalops cyprinoides (Indo-Pacific tarpon) is the source of this 3517-nucleotide messenger RNA. RefSeq names its product von Willebrand factor A domain-containing protein 5A-like. The transcript has 19 exons. Lineage: Eukaryota; Metazoa; Chordata; Actinopteri; Elopiformes; Megalopidae. Bases 49 to 2385 code for a protein of 778 amino acids. The record is from RefSeq and is a predicted model, not a curated record.
GCAGCUGGCAAAGCAAGUAUAGAUGAUUGCGUCUCGCUAGGAACUUGGAUGACAGACCCCAAUGUACGCCGAGCUACAAUGAACCACCCAUGCGGGCUGAGAACAGAGAGGAACGAACCAGUUCCCCUGAAAUCUGUGUCAGUGGAGGUGGAUGUCCAGGGUCACGUGGCUUCAGUCAGCUCCACUCUUCAGUAUGAGAACCAGCAGUCCGGGCCAGUGGAGGCCAUCUUCACCUUUCCCAUGGACAGCAAUGCUUCUGUCUACCGCUUCCUGGCCCACAUUGGUGGCACAGAGAUCGAGGGUCAGCUCCGGGAGAGACAGGAGGCACAGGAACAGUAUGAUGAUGCGUUGAGCUCGGGGCAGCAGGCCUUCCUGCUGGAGGAGAGUACGGAGAGCUCUGACAUCUUCCAGCUGAGGGUGGGGAGCCUGCCCCCGGGAGAGAGCGCCUCCAUCUCCCUGGCCUACGUCACUGAACUGGCCGUGCAGGCCGAUGACGCCCUGAGGUUCUGCCUGCCCAUUGUGCUGAACCCUCGCUACACCCCUGCAGGCAGUAAGAGUGUGACCUCAGAGGUGGCUGGUGUUUCAGGGGAUGCUGUGCCAUACACCUUGUCUCUUAGUGUCCACAUCUACUCGCCCAGUCCCAUUCAGAGUGUGCAGUCCAAUUGUGUGCUCACCCCCUUGGACUUCCUGUGUCCUGACCACACUGAAGCGAAGGUUAGCCUUUCUCCAGAUCACAAGUUUGACCGUGAUGUUGAGAUUCUGCUGUACUGCUCUCAGCCACAUCAGCCCACUGUCAUAUUGGAGGGGGGGCAGUCAACUGCCAGUCCAGGCUCGCUGAUGGGGGAUACCGUGGCCAUGCUGAGUCUUUACCCAGAGUUCCCUGCGGCGCUGCAGUCCUCUCUUGCUUCCUGUGGGGAGUUUAUCUUCCUGGUGGAUCGCUCUGGCAGCAUGUCGUGUAGCAUGAACCAAAGCCAGACAAGUCAGAGCCGCAUAGAGAGCGCUAGGGAUACCCUGCUGUUGCUGCUGAAGAGUCUGCCAAUGGGCUGCUACUUCAACAUCUACGGCUUUGGCUCCAGAUACAAUUCAUUCUUCCCGGCAAGUGUGGAGUACACACAGACCACUAUGGAGUCCGCCUUGCAGAAGGCGAAGUCGAUGCAGGCUGAUCUUGGAGGGACAGAGAUCUUGCAACCCCUUCAAGAGAUCUACAGCAAGCCCUGCCUUCCUUCCCACCCACGCCAGCUCUUUGUAUUCACUGAUGGAGAAGUGGGAAAUACCAAAGCUGUGAUUGAUCUAGUGAAGAGACAUGCCCUCUCUCACAGGUGCUUCACGUUUGGCAUUGGAGAGGGUGCCAGCAGUGCAUUGGUGAAUGGCAUGGCUAAGCAUGGCUCAGGCCACCCACAGUUCAUCACAGGAGCAGACAGACUGCAGUCUAAGGUGAUUCAGUCUCUUCAGUUUGCCCUGCAGCCUGCAGUAAAGGACAUCUCGUUGCAGUGGAACCUUCCGGCAGGGGUGUCCACCACCAACCUGUCUCCUCCCAUCAAGACACUCUUCCAGGGUCAGAGGGCAUUGGUGUAUGCCCAGCUCACAGGACAGGUGGACAGCUGCGUCACUGGCUCUGUGAGUCUUCUCUACGCUCUGGGAGAGGAGGUAGUGAAGAAUGAUCUGAGCUUCAGCCUGAAGCCAAAGGAAGACAGCAGCCUGCUACUUCACAGGCUCGGGGCUCGUGCCGCCAUCUUGGCCAUGGAAGGAGAUGUUCAGGGGGAUGUUGACAGCGGCGUGAAGGAGAAGGUGGUGGAGCUGAGUGUCCGAUCAGGGGUUAGCUCCUCCUACACAUCCUUCAUUGCUGUCAACACAGAGAGCAAGCAGAUCCUCAAGGGCCCCCUACGACGCAGAGUCAUACCUGUGGUCUUUGCAGCUGGCGGCGGUUGUGGCCGUAUGGCUUGCAGGAAAAUGUCAAAGCUUUCAGCCAAAUCUUCCAUGGGAUUUUCAUCUCUGAAGUUGGGUAAAAGUCGUUCUGUAGUGGAAUGUGAUUCGAUUUCACCUCCAAAAGAGAAAAAAAGUGGGGACCCCAUGCUGGAUCUGAUUGGCUUACAGAAAGCAGAUGGAUCCUGGGACCUCCACCAAUCCUUCACAUCCAUCUUGGGCAAACAGAAAGAGGAAGUGGCCAAAGCCAUGCCUGGCAAGUCCCCAGCAGUUUGGGCCACAGUGCUGGCACUUUUGUGGCUUCAUGGACAGAAGGCAGACUUCAAGGAUGAGUGGCGGUUUUUGGCCAUGAAAGCCAUCUCCUGGAUAAAAGCCCAAUCAGGGGUGGAUGUGCCCAAAUUUGUGAAGGCUGGGAACUCUUUCUUGGGCCUGCAGUUGGAGCCCCAGGUCCUGGGGUUGUAAGAGAGGUCUGCCUGUACCUGUAACUGCCGGAGGCCAUCAAAGGCUCACCCUACCUGAAAAAUGGAGGAAAAAAGAGGAAAAAUAGCUUUUUAAUCAAGUUAAUUUGCACUUUAUCUACUGUAAAGAUACUUCUAAGAUAAAAUUAACUAUAUCUCAAUCCCGCUGGCUUUCUGUACUGCCUGUGUUCUAAAAUUAAGCAUCUGUGCUCUUCACUGCGUGGCCGGUCCAGUGAAGUUUAACUGCAGAGCAAAGAGCCACACUGAUGCCUUAAAAAUGAUAUGCCUGUCACUAUAAGUGAUCAAUACUUAUCUUUCUGUUUUCUGACCUCUGUGUCUUCCAUAGCAAUUAAGAAUGGAAAUGAAAGCCUUGUUCACCUCAGCACUUCAUUUUAUAGUCAAAUGCCUUAUCAUCCAUAAAGCUGUUCUACGUUUGACUGUUUCUGUCACUGGACUCUGAGUUACUGUGGAAUAUGUGCAGUUGGAUCUUACAGUGCAAUGAUUACACUGUUAGUUUUAGGUAAAGUUUUGAGACGUCCAUGGAAAAGAAGAGCUUUGCAUUUCACAGCAACAUUGCAAAUCCUGAAGUACAGUUUCAGUGUCAUGUCGAAAUACAGACAAUACUUUGUGAUGUAAAGUCUAUAAUAAACACAGUUUUGAGACUGUCUGUCUUCUACUAAAAUGUAUCUGAAGUAGAUUUAAAUCAUGUAUUUCAUAUGUAUUUGUUUUUUUUCCUGCGAUGGGAUGGUGAAGGAAGCUGCAUUUACAUAUGAAAUCACAUUUUACAUAUUGCCCAUAUUUGUAAUUGCCUUAUGGGAUGUCAUCCAGGAAUUUCUUAUGUGUUAUGGGGGAUAAAUCUGAUUUGACAAGAAUGAAUUUAAGACUGGGGAGGACUGGAGGGAGCUGUAGGCCAGUGCUCAUGAAGGAUCUCUCUAUAAUUUUGGGAAUUGCAUUGAACAAGUGCAUCCGGCAUAUAUAUUUCUUCGCAAUUCAAUUUUGUUUUGAUGUCUGGUAUUAAGGACACCAUUUGUGCCACAUUCUGAAUUUGUUAGUACUGUACUCUAUCCAACUGUCAGCAUGAUCCCUUUGUCUAAACCUGGCUGUCAAGCAUUAGGGAGUGGCUUUUCAUUGAUGAG